AUGGGAAAACCGGUACUGUUGCCGAAAGUACGAGCCCUCAUUGGCAGAAAUACCAUCAGAUCAUGUGACUAUGUAACCCAUUUUGUUCUUUUCAGAAGCCUUGCCCAGUCAUUUUCAGGGUUUAAUAGAAGUAAUAGACAAACCACUUGUAAAACAGCAAACUCGAAUACCUGCAUUCUUCCUCCAUAUCCUGAACACGGGACAUAUGAAGUGGCACAUUUCCCAGAUGCUCAACCUAGCCAAUCCCUACCCAUAUUUCUCCUGAUUGUUAGAUGCCGUAGAGAGUAUGGGGUUGUUGAUCCAUACGCUGAUAGUAAUGGCACUAAGCAAGUAUAUGGAGAAUGGUACCAGAAAAUGCCUAAAUGUGUUCAUUCUAUCACCAAUUUCACUAUAGCAAUCAAUUUCACCAAAGCAAAUAAUUUACGUCUGAAGUCACAGAAAAACCAGUACAGCCUUGGAUUGAAUCCAACAGACUGCUGCUUAGGGAUCGACAAAAUCACUAAAGACGAUCAGACAUUCUCCUUUAAUGGACAUCUCCACGUACCCUGGCUAGCAGCCACAUAUACAGUCAAUGAAUCCAGCACGUCUGAAGUUCCGAUGUACAUCUGUGGAGGCACUUUAAUUUCGGACCGAUAUUUCGUGACCGUUGCGUAUGCUCUCCAGGAAACUUCUGGGUACACUCUGAAGGUUGUACUAGGAGGCAACGUAAAGACCUGGACUAAUGAAAGUUCCAUCGUCAGACAAGAGUGUGGAAUUCAGCACUUAUGUACAACCGGCCUGUCUUUGGAGUUGAAAGUGAUAUAUCAAAAAUGUACAGAAUAUUUGGACUUUUUGCAGGCUGGGGUGGGGAAGCUCGAAGUCCCUCGGCAACCCCCACCACUUCCGAAUGCAGAUUGCAGCAAUGCCUGCCAGUUGAAAAAAAAAUAA
Molecule: messenger RNA, 927 nt
Organism: Arctia plantaginis
Lineage: Eukaryota; Metazoa; Arthropoda; Insecta; Lepidoptera; Erebidae
Source: the annotation of a GenBank genome assembly